Messenger RNA from Phoenix dactylifera (date palm), 1125 nucleotides. RefSeq lists its product as uncharacterized. Lineage: Eukaryota; Viridiplantae; Streptophyta; Magnoliopsida; Arecales; Arecaceae. The record is from RefSeq and is a predicted model, not a curated record.
CAUUCUAACCCAACCUCCGCCCACUUUCCCACCACCCUCCGCCCAUCUUUUUAUCUUCGCACCGCCCUUCCAAUCCUAAUCCCCAAUCGAUUCGCGAGCAUCGACUUCGGAACCUUUGGUCGGUUGAUCGCGGAACCAUAUCUUGGCAUUCCGAAACCCUAGUUUCGACCCUUCCAGGUAGCUCCCUGUUCUCCCUGGUAUUGGAACCCUAAAUUCCUGGGAGGGAACGCAAAGGCGAUGGUUUUCUACUUCAAGGCCCGGCCGGAGGCCGGCAACUACACCAUUUUCAUGGGCUUGGACAAGCACGAGAACGAGGAGCUCAUCAAAUACGGGUUUCCCGAGGACAUCUGGUUUCAUGUGGAUAAGAUGUCUUCUGCUCAUGUCUAUCUAAGGUUGAACAAAGGACAGACAAUUGAUGAUAUAAGCGAAGGCUUAUUGGAGGAUUGCGUGCAGCUCGUCAAAGCUAAUUCAAUUCAAGGAAAUAAGAUGAAUAAUAUUGAUGUUGUUUAUACCCCAUGGUAUAAUUUGAAGAAGACUCCUUCCAUGGAUGUUGGGCAAGUGGGCUUUCACAAUUCUAAAAUGGUUCACACUGUAAGAGUAGAAAAGCGCAUAAAUGAGAUUGUUAACAGGUUGAAUAAGACAAAAGUAGAACGGAGGUCAGACUUAAAAGCUGAGCGAGAAGCAGUCAAUGUGGCAGAAAGAGCUGAAAAGAAAGUUCACCUACGAGAGAAAAAACGCCGGGAAGAGAUGGAGAGGCUUGAGAAGGAGAAACAGGCGGAAAUAAGGAGCUACAAGGGCUUGAUGAUUGCAGACAACAUGACAUCUAACAAACAAAUUGCAUCCAAUGAUAAAUCCUUGCAAGAACUUGAAGAGGAUUUCAUGUGAUCCCAGCUCCAACGUACAUCAGCAGGUAGCUCAGUUUCAAAAUGUGGUCAACGUGACAAGUCGAAAGCUGUGGCGUGCAUUGUGUGAUUCCAUAAUUUCAUUGUGACAAUCUGUAGACUUGCAUCAUAUCCUGAAAUAUCAGCAGUGAAAUUGUCGUUCUAAUCAACGGCUCGUGCUAGUAUUGUAUAACAGUAUUUAUAAAUUGAAAGUUACCUAGACUUCAUUGCUAUAUUGUUGAUA